GACUAAUAAUUAGUGGUUUAUCUACGAUCAGUCAAAUCAAUCGACUACUUUGGGCACUAAUCGAACAAACAGGUAGUCGACUAGUCGGUUUCCUCAACACUAUUCUAAAUAGAGAGGAAAAAGGAAACACUAAAACAAACAAGUGUUCAGCACAGAAGUUUCAAGUGUUCAAUCCAAAGAAGCUUUUAGGCUUUCGUAUUAGCCUUUGUCAUCAUAAUAUUGGUAUUGGCACCAACACGGAGAUAAAAAAGGUUUGAAAAGUGUGUUCUGAAUCUGUUUUUAUAAGUGGGAUAUCUGUAAAUUUCAUAUUCCGUAUCGCCAUUAUUUCUUUUUUACUAAUACAUCUAAAGUGGUAUUGGUUUAAAAAAGCUGCACUACUGAUCAGAUAAGAGGUGAUCAUCAUUAAAAAUAUCUAUGAAGUAUUAAUAUAUUAGGUUUAUUUAAUUAGAUAGACUGUCCUCAUAAACUUCAUCGUACUGGACUUGUCACUCAUUAUGAAGAUUUUACUAGUAGGAGGCGGUAUAACCAGUGCAGUGACCGGAACAUUAUUGAGAAGAAUGUUUCCGGAAUGUAACUUGAAGAUGUGGGACAAAGCGAGGGGUACAGGUGGCAGAAUGACAACAAGCAGGUGUCCUCUGAACAGUGACUGUACUGCAGACAUAGGUGCGCAGUACAUUACAACAACAGAAGAAUACAUGAAAUCGAAUUGUGACAUAUAUGAUGAUUUAAUCAGUGAAGGUGUACUAGAAGAACCUUUAAAAUGUUUAGUUGUCGGAUUGAGACCUCAAGGGAACAACAGGAACUAUGUGUUACCUAAAGGGUCUGGAUUUUUGGUAAAGAAUUUCUUUGGGAGAGCCAAGUUGAAUGAAACCAAGUUUCAUCACCAUGUAUCAAAAAUAGACAGAGUAAACGAUAAAUGGACAGUUGAAACAAAGACUGGAGAAAAGGAGGAUUUUGACAUCGUGAUUUUAACAAUGCCAGUACCCCAACUGCUAUUACUCGAAGGGACAAUAAAAUCUGAACUAAAUGCUGAUGUUGUUAAUAACUUAAAAAGUGUUACUUACAGUUCUAGGUACGUAUUAGUACUUUUCUUCCUGGAUAAAAUUAAUGAAGAAUGGGGAGCACAAUACAUUGAUAAAGAUCCAAUAUUUAGAUACAUUGCGAUCGAUAACGUAAAGCGGAACGAGCCUGAUGGUUUGUGUGCUGUGGUUUUUCACACAUCAUUGGGAUUUGGGUUGAAACACGUUGAUGACAAUAUUGAAGACAUUCAACAGUUGUUGAUGUCACAGGUGAGAAUGUUGUUUCCGAGUUGGCCAGAACCGAAAGCAGUGAAGUGCCAUAAGUGGAGAUAUUCACAAGUGACGAACUCGUAUCCGGACGCCCCGGGAUACCUACUGCUCUCGUCCACCCCUCCUCUGCUUGUUGGUGGAGAUGGGUUUGUCGGAUCAAACUUUGACAACUGUGUUCAGUCAGCAAAGGCAAUGUGCAAGAAAUUAAAAGAAAUACUACAAUUAUCAUAGUAUCGUUAAUUAGAUUCAUAAAUCAUCUCUUCAAUUGGAAAGGGUUUACAAGGGGUAAAAUUUACUGUAACCUAAAAUGCUGAAUGAAGGAUUUACUGGUUGUGAUAAUUAAUCUACCUCAUGGUAGUAUUAACAGUCCAACCAUAGUUCACAAACAAAGUGUGUAAAUAUUUACUAGAGCCGCCCGUACCAAAAUAGUCCGAUUGGUGGCUGAAAAGUUUUAAUCUUCCCUCUGCACCCAACGCCCAACACUGGUGCUAGUUAUACGUGUAAGAGAAAAUGAUCCAUCUCAAGGACAGGGAACAGCUGGUGGUCAACAGAGAUAAGGCAACACCUCAUCAGACUACUAUAGUCGAGUCACGAGAUGACCCCUGGUCUCUUUGCAUACCAGCAAAUUCAAGGCGCUAAUCACAUCUCUUGUGAUUCCAACUAUAAUUAUUGUUGCAGAUGAUAUUACUGACUUAAGUGCCUGCAAAAUAAGGUGAUACCACAACAAUACACAGCUGAACCGUACUGGGCCAGGGAUCUUCUCAUGACUCGUCUACAGUAUUUUGGUUCGCGCUGCUCUAGUAACACUGUUUUUUACAGAUUGCUUAUGGAUAUAUUGUUUACAGAGAUAACAUGUUUCAUAGAUGAGAUGUGAAUGUAUGAGGUUAGUUUUCUGAAACCAACACCAUAUGU
Molecule: messenger RNA, 2201 nt
Organism: Homalodisca vitripennis (glassy-winged sharpshooter)
Lineage: Eukaryota; Metazoa; Arthropoda; Insecta; Hemiptera; Cicadellidae
Product: renalase-like
Exons: 2
Coding region: 495-1520 (341 amino acids)
Cellular component (GO): extracellular region
Molecular function (GO): oxidoreductase activity, acting on NAD(P)H
Source: RefSeq, a predicted model, not a curated record